AUGGUAAUGCAGCAGUUGUGGACAUCCAUACCUUGCAUGACAGAAGUAUACGAAUUUAAUAUACUACCACUGAACAGCGACGACGAGGAUGUUGCUUCACAUUUAUUGACAAAAUUAAUGGACGAAUUAUGUAAACAUAUUAAUAGUCGAUUAUCUGCUACUCCUCUUUUACAACGUAGUCCAGAAUUAUAUAAGUUGCUGGAAGAUUCAUAUUCAGACCCCAGGACCAAAAAAAGUGUGCAGGUUUUCUAUGAAUUCAUUUCACAUACUAACGUAAAACCAUUAUUUUAUAGUCUGCUUCAUCCUGGCAUUACCGAGAUACAAUUAAAACAAUUGAUGCAUCCGACAGUAACACUUGCAAAACAGUUGCCCUCUGCCGAAUCAGUCGUAUUUUUUGGCGAAGUUAAUACAUCAUCAUGCUUGGUUCGUUUAAAGAAAUGUUAA
Didymodactylos carnosus is the source of this 444-nucleotide messenger RNA. The record is from the annotation of a GenBank genome assembly. Lineage: Eukaryota; Metazoa; Rotifera; Eurotatoria; Philodinida; Philodinidae.